Messenger RNA from Aspergillus nidulans FGSC A4, 1797 nucleotides. RefSeq names its product SET domain-containing protein. Gene Ontology annotation, biological process: chromatin remodeling. The record is from RefSeq and is a predicted model, not a curated record. The transcript is spliced from 7 exons. NCBI's taxonomy places the organism in Eukaryota, Fungi, Ascomycota, Eurotiomycetes, Eurotiales, Aspergillaceae. The coding region runs from base 1 to 1797 and encodes 598 amino acids.
AUGGCCUCGAGCUUACCCCCGCUAGUCUCACAGCUGUGCGACCUCUUGCAUAACCCGGUCCUGCCUGCACAGCUUGCCUCGGCUAUCCAGGGCAAUAGUAGUGGUAACGAACAGGACAUAUUCUUGAGGAUAGACGCGUCGAUCACUACGAAUGCCCCAUCAGACUCUCAUUCCGGGUCUCUCCCGUUGGGAUGCAUCAAUCUCCGCACUGGAACACUCGUGCCUUUACAGGCGCUUACACCCGCACAUACUCCUGACCCAAGGGACGAGGAAGCAGACACCACCCGCUCGGACUAUACCUCUCAUUUCGCCCCCGAAGAACAUGGCCUCGGGCCGUCCAAACGGCACAAGACCGUGAGCGGACUGCGGCUUCCUAGUCACUCUUCUACAGGUAAUACAAAGCUUGGUAUCAUUCCUAAUGGGGAAACGUCAAAUGACGAUUCACAAGACGCGGCUCCAAAAUCCAGUCGCCAGGUCCACAGCGACACCCGGUUUCCCCAGCGCGCAAAACGGGACCAAGGGCUCGAACCACCGGUCUUAGAGCCCACAUCCUCCGAUAAGCUGAUCGCGGGGAUAUGGAGGCAGAUCUAUUCGUCUGUGCAGUUAAGCCGGGAAUUUUCGAGUAUCACACCCACAAUCAACAUUCGGUCCGGCGCAAGUCUGGAGGUCUUUCAAUCCGUCAACAGCCUCUGUCUCCACUACUAUAACCGCAGCCAAUCCUCGCGUGCACUUGAGAUGAUCGUGCAGGCGUUCUGGGUUGAAUCGUUUGAAGCACGCACCGCCGUUCUCCAAUAUGAAAAGCCAAUCUUGUCCAGGACCGAGGCGCGCAUGAUCGCCAUCCGGGAAGCAUGUGUUGUGCUCAACUGGAAAGAAAAGGACCUACGGAACAGGAUGGCUAUUUGGCGCGGUUACAAAGAAAUCAAGGACUACGGCGGAUGGGCAGCGCUUGUAUUUGCAAGCGCAGGGGUAUACAGGUUCUGUAAGUACCGCAAUGAGUUCGGAGAGGGACUGUUUUCUCGGCUACGGCAUAUACGGUCCAGUCUGGAGGUUGCGGCCGACACACUGCAUCCCGGAUGGAGGGAUCUGUUGAAGGUGAUCCAGCAGGAGACGCUACCUGCUUACCGCGGGCAUCCGCAUGAGUGGGUUAUAAUGCCAGAUGGCCCAGCUCUCCCCUUACGGGAUACAUAUAGGCAUCUGAACUUGCCGACUGGGCUACAGUACAAGUUCAUCGACGAGUGCGUGCUUGAUAAGGACGUUUUUGGGGACAUGGAUCCCCGCAAAGUUCCCGAGCUUGACGAGGAUACCUGUCCGAUAUGCCACGAGAAACAGUCAGACGAGAUUAAGGAGAACCAGUGCAUGUGUUUUCCAGCCCUAUUCGGUGGUAUUCGCGCGCCAGUACCGGUACAGAUUUUCCGCACGACGAGCGGGAAGAAUAACGGUGUAGUUGCUCGCUGCUCUUUCGACCGCGGCACCGCCAUCGGCGAAUUCACCGGGUUCAUCACAUCUGGGAUCACCGGGGUAGACGUGAUGAUUGGGGGUUCGAAGGCACGGCCGUAUCAGAUCUUCCAAGGGGGGAUGGGCAAUUUCACGCGAUUCAUCAACCACUCGUGCCGUCCAAAUAGUCAGUUUCAGCGGUUCUACUGGCGGGGGAAGGAGAGGAUCAUUGUUGUCAGUAGGGGUGUACCCGCCGGCGCUGAGAUUACGGUGGACUAUUCGGAGGGAUACUGGCGGGAGCUGGAGAAGAGCUGUCUCUGUGGUGAGGCGUGUUGUCGGUUUAGGGGUGCGAAUACGCUGUAG